UCAUGUACGCGACGCUCGUUUGUUUAUCAACCCAACUUGCAACAAAAUCCCAUCGUGGUCAAACAUUCUCCAAAAGUUUCGAGGAAUUCAUACACAAGUUUGUACCUUAUUGACUCGAUUUAUUAAUAUUUCGAUUUCAACUACCCUUCUGACCGGCGGUAGUUCGUAUUUCAGGGGUUUCCGCGUGUGUUGUGCCAUAUUGAAAUUAAAUCCAGAUUAGCCAACCAAAACUGCUGACAGGGUUGUCUGGAGAGAGAGAGAGCGGUCAGCAUGUCGUCUUUCUCCGAGUCUGCGCUGGAGAAGAAGCUGUCUGAACUGAGUAACUCGCAGCAGAGCGUUCAGACUCUGUCUCUGUGGAUCAUUCAUCAUCGCAAACAUUCAUCUCUUAUCGUGCGCGUGUGGCACAGAGAGCUGAAGAAAGCUAAAAGCAGCAGGAAGUUGACGUUCCUGUAUCUGGCUAAUGACGUGAUUCAGAACAGUAAGAAAAAGGGUCCUGAGUUCACCAAAGACUUCGAAGGCGUCCUGGUUGAUGCCUGCUCACAUGUGGCCAGAGAUGGAGAUGACGGUUGUAAGAAGCACAUGGAGAGGUUGCUGAAUAUCUGGCAGGAGCGUAACCUCUACCGUCCAGACUUCAUCCAGCAGCUCAAACUGGCUAUUGAGGACUCGGACAGUCCCAAACACAAGCCCGCAGAUGAUAGAAAAAACUUGAAGAGAAGCUACCAGAAGGUCCAGGAGGAAGAGGAGGAGGAAGAUGAUGAUUACAGAGGUCACUACUCCCCUCAUGAGACAGACGCAGCCGCUCCGCAGCUGACGGAGGAGCUGGUGAAAGCGCUGCAGGAUCUGGAGAACGCUGCAUCUGGUGACGCUGCCGUGAGACAGAAGAUUGCAUCACUUCCACAGGAAGUGCAGGACGUUUCUCUUCUAGAGAAGAUCACAGAUAAACAGGCGGCAGAUAAGCUGUCGAAGACGGUGGACGAGGCAUGUCUGCUGCUGGCCGAGUAUAACGGACGCCUGGCCGCAGAGUUAGAGGACCGCAGACAGCUGGCACGUAUGCUGACAGAAUACAUCCAGAGCCAGAAGGAGGCGCUCAACGAGAGGGAGAAGAAACUGGAGGAAUACAAGCAGAAACUCGCUCGUGUCACACAAGUGCGGAAGGAGCUCAAGUCGCACAUCCAGAGUCUUCCGGAUCUGUCUCUCCUACCGAACGUCACCGGCGGUCUCGCCCCCCUCCCGUCUGCCGGAGAUCUCUUUUCCACUGACUGAACGCCUCUAUAAGACUCAAAGUCCUCUAAGACACUGGUUCCUCCUGACUCACAAACACCAGAGGAGAGCAGAGCGACUGAUCAAGAUCCUUCGCCCACUUUUGUAUUUCAGUAGUUCUCAUACCAGCCAACAAGGUUCCCAAACCUCACAGAGAUCAAACCCACCAGUCCAUCCGUCGUUAAAUCGGACUCAAAGUGUGGAGAUUUUGUUUUGGUGUGACUUUGCUGUGGAAAGCAACCCUUUUUUGCUUUGUCUUAUUCCUGUAGGGUUUUAGUUUUAUUGCUCCAAGUACAAUUUUGCUUCAUUUUGGUUUUGGAAGAGACUAAACAUGAGGAUUCGAUUUUAAACACCUGUAGACUGAGUUCAUGAUAUCAAGAGAAAUUAAUUAGAAAACUCAUGCUCAUCAUCAGACUGAUAUAUUUUGGUUACAAACCUGAUCUGUUUUUCUUCAAAUGAUUAUUUUGCUGAUAAACUCAACAGAUGUGCUGAUAUUUGUCAAAAGAAUACAGUGUGAUCCCAUUUUCUUCUCUAGUCACUGUAUGUUUACAGUGUCUCUCAUUAAAUGACCGAACACAUUCAACAACAAAA
Messenger RNA from Ctenopharyngodon idella (grass carp), 1851 nucleotides. RefSeq names its product regulation of nuclear pre-mRNA domain containing 1B (gene rprd1b). Gene Ontology annotation, molecular function: RNA polymerase II C-terminal domain binding. Gene Ontology annotation, biological process: mRNA 3'-end processing. The coding region runs from base 271 to 1263 and encodes 330 amino acids. NCBI's taxonomy places the organism in Eukaryota, Metazoa, Chordata, Actinopteri, Cypriniformes, Xenocyprididae. The record is from RefSeq and is a predicted model, not a curated record. The transcript is spliced from 8 exons. Gene Ontology annotation, cellular component: RNA polymerase II, holoenzyme.